Anopheles bellator is the source of this 1358-nucleotide messenger RNA. Its product is annotated as SPRY domain-containing protein 7. The transcript is spliced from 2 exons. Gene Ontology annotation, molecular function: protein binding. The record is from RefSeq and is a predicted model, not a curated record. Bases 123 to 845 code for a protein of 240 amino acids. Lineage: Eukaryota; Metazoa; Arthropoda; Insecta; Diptera; Culicidae.
GGAAUGAAAACAUCGUCACCGUCUGGUCGGUGCAGCUGUUUUUCUAAGGAGAAAGAUUGGGAUAAACUGGCGAGUUCUCGGUUCCUUUUAGCUUCGUACUAACGAAUCUAGCAAACGGUGCAAUGUUUUGCUGUCUCAAAAACUGCCUCAACGGAGUGCUGCCAGCGCAAGCAGUUCACAUCAAGAAAUCUUCCAAUCCGGUCCAGCUCGACACAGCACACAUGGGCCACGAAGUGGUGAUAAUAAAGAACGGCUUGCGAGCGUGCGGAACAGGUGGCGUUUUGGCGAAUGCGCCACUCGUACAGUCGAAAUCGUACUUCGAGGUCAAGCUCCAGCAGUCUGGCCACUGGUCAGUCGGCCUGGCGACACCAAAUGCCGACCUCAAUCAGAAUGUUGGCGGGCAGGAUAAGGAGUCGUGGUGCCUAACUUCCAACCAUCUGGUGCUUCACGGUGGUGACAUUAUGCACCGGUUAGUCGACAGCAGCGCUGAGCCCACCGAUCCGACGCACGUCGUCGAUCCAUCGUCGAGUGAUCGAUCGAUCGAACUGAUGACACCCGCUUCGGCCCCAGUUUUUCCUGCACCCUCAUCACUUGGCACCGGGCCCGGCCAUAGCAGCGGUGUGCCGCAGGAAGGGGACACGAUAGGUGUGGCGUACGAUCACGUGGAGCUCAAUUUCUACCUAAACGGGCGCAAUCUGAACGUACCGGUGCUAAACGUGCGAGGUGCCGUCCAUCCCUGCCUCUUUGUCGAUGACGGUGCGAUCCUCGAUAUCGUACUGGAAAACUUUUCCUACGGACCACCGGCCGGUUUCGAGCGGAUCUUGAUCGAACAGUCGUUGCUUUGAGUUGUCUCUCCGGCCGUCGUUGCCACGGUAACGCCGCAUUUGUGCGCCGAAGUUGGCCCAACUUUCCCUUCUCUCUUUCUCUGCUGUGAGGUUCCGUUUUAUUCCAUUUUCACUUGUUAACAAUCGUUUUCGCGGUUUGUUGUUGCUAGGGUACACAAUUGGAUGAUGAUGAUUGUUAAAUAGUCUGCGCGAGUCGAGUCGAAGGACCACUGCGAAACUUUCUUCCUAACCGGAUGUCUUUCACAGAAAGAAGCCUACUACAACGAAAAAAAAACGCUCUAGCCUUACUCAGCUACCUAUCUGUAUCCUUAAUCGCCAGCCUCCAACGAACGCCCAACCCGUGUGAAUGUUAUGGGACGACAGCAAUCAGAAGAAAUAGGUAUCUCUAACAUUCCCCUGGCCGCGACGUGGUACCAAAACACGAGAAGAACCUCUCAUCCUCAUCUACCCCGAAACCCAAAGGCUUUGUACUGACCGUGUAGGUAUUAUUAUUAACAAAAAACGAUGGUCUAA